AUGACGCAGCUAUUCAACUCGUCCGCCCCUGCGAAUCCGAACUCAGAGAAACGGAAUUUCCCCGGCAUAUCGUUGACCGGAAAGAAGCAGGAAAAGAACGAGAAACAUGAGAAACCCGCGAACGAUUCCUCGCAUUUCCCGACAAAACUGCGGAAUUUCUUUCGAAUAAACAGCUCGUCGUCGACCACCAACUCGAACAGCCAGGGGGGUUCAGGGCAGAACUCCCAGCAGAACAAGAACUCCAACCUUGCUGUACCCAAGCAAGAGUCCAAGUUUCAGUCCAGAUUUCUCCCUCACAUCGGCCGGAACCGGUCAACCACCGUUGCCAGUGAGGGAAACCCGCUGGACGACGAUGGAGUCUCGCCAACUGCACAUGCAAACCCAUACUUUGCGCAUCAGGGAUAUCCGGCGUUGAGACAUAGAAAUGAUGACAGUGUUCCCUCAACCCCUCCAGAUACUCCCGGAAUACAUAUAGACGGAGCUCCUGGUGUAGAGCAGCCAACUGCAGCCAACAAAGAGGAGCUUGCAAGGAAACUCAGGAGAGUUGCCUCUGCACCCAAUGCGCAGGGCUUGUUUGCAACCGGGAAGUCAGAUGAACGCCCUCGGACGGCCGAGCUGGGUAAGGAGCCCUUGGUCGAACAGGCGGGAGAUACUGCGAAACUAGGCUUCGUUGAGCAGCCACCAUCGCAAAAUCUAACCGUCCCUGACGCAGACACCCUCGGCCCUAUUCCAGCACCUGGUCAAAUACGGAGUAAUGCUGGGUACAGACGAACCUAUAGUUCAAAUUCAAUAAAAGUGCGCAAUGUAGAAGUUGGCCCAGGAAGCUUUGAUAAGAUCAAGUUGAUCGGCAAGGGAGACGUUGGUAAGGUAUAUUUGGUGAGGGAGAAGAAGUCUCAAAGAUUGUACGCCAUGAAGGUGUUGAGUAAAAAGGAGAUGAUCAAGAGGAACAAGAUAAAACGUGCGCUUGCAGAGCAGGAGAUACUUGCUACAAGUAAUCACCCGUUUAUAGUCACUCUUUAUCAUUCUUUCCAGUCGGAGGAACAUCUCUACCUCUGUAUGGAAUAUUGCAGCGGUGGUGAAUUCUUCAGAGCCCUUCAAACACGGCCUGGAAAAUGCAUCUCCGAAGAUGAUGCUCGGUUUUAUGCUGCUGAAGUGACUGCUGCUCUUGAGUAUCUUCAUCUCAUGGGCUUUAUCUACCGUGACCUCAAGCCAGAGAGUACGAAGGCCGUCUCUUCCCCUUUUAUUGAAGAAUUCCUCACUAACAUGUAUCCAGAUAUCCUUCUCCAUCAGUCUGGGCAUAUCAUGUUGUCAGAUUUUGAUCUCUCAAAACAAUCCGGCCCAGGGGGUGCGCCGACUAUGAUUAUUGGCCGCAACGGAACUUCCGCCAGCUCGCUACCAACAAUCGAUACCAAGUCAUGUAUUGCCGACUUCAGGACAAAUUCCUUUGUUGGGACUGAAGAAUACAUUGCUCCCGAAGUCAUCAAAGGAAACGGUCAUACCAGCGCCGUAGACUGGUGGACACUAGGCAUCCUUAUCUAUGAGAUGCUGUACGGUACAACCCCGUUCAAGGGCAAGAACCGAAAUGCAACAUUUGCAAACAUCUUAAGAGACGAAGUUCCGUUCCCCGAGCAUGCUAACGCACAGCAGCUUUCCAAUCUCUGUAAAGGACUUAUACGCAAGCUUCUUAUCAAGGACGAGUGCCGUCGGCUCGGCGCCCGCGCUGGUGCUUCCGAUGUCAAAACCCAUCCUUUCUUCAGACCCACUCAAUGGGCCUUGAUUAGACAUAUGAAGCCUCCUAUGAUACCACAUCAAGGCAGAGCAAUCGACACAGUCAACUUCAGAAACGUCAAAGAAAGCGCCAGUGUUGAUAUCGGCGGCUCCAGCAACUUGACCGGCGUACCAAUGGACUCUGGACUAGCCACGCCGUCGGGAGAAGUCGCCGACCCCUUCGAAGAUUUCAACAGUGUUACUCUCCACCAUGACGGUGACUAUCAUGAAAACCAUCUGGUUGAUGAUAGCAAUGUCCAUAAGAGCUGA
Molecule: messenger RNA, 2037 nt
Organism: Trichophyton verrucosum HKI 0517
Lineage: Eukaryota; Fungi; Ascomycota; Eurotiomycetes; Onygenales; Arthrodermataceae
Exons: 4
Coding region: 1-2037 (678 amino acids)
Biological process (GO): protein phosphorylation
Cellular component (GO): plasma membrane; nucleus; cytoplasm
Molecular function (GO): protein serine/threonine kinase activity; ATP binding
Source: RefSeq, a predicted model, not a curated record